Molecule: messenger RNA, 3654 nt
Organism: Peromyscus californicus insignis
Lineage: Eukaryota; Metazoa; Chordata; Mammalia; Rodentia; Cricetidae
Gene: Golm1
Product: golgi membrane protein 1
Exons: 10
Coding region: 125-1303 (392 amino acids)
Cellular component (GO): Golgi apparatus
Source: RefSeq, a predicted model, not a curated record
CGCGCGGCGACCGGACCUGGCGCUCGCAGCUCCGCAGCCCCGCAGCCCCGCAGCCCCGCAGCCCCGCAGCCGCAGCCGCAGCCGCAGCCCCGCACCUUGGCAGAUUCUCAGCCCUGGUUUUAAGAUGAUGGGAUUGGGAAAUGGGCGUCGCAGCAUGAAGUCUCCGCCCCUUAUCGUGGCCGCCCUGGUGGCCUGUGUCAUUGUGCUGGGCUUCAACUACUGGAUUGCGAGCUCCAGAAGUGUGGAACUCCAGUCACGAAUUGUGGAGCUGGAAGUCCGGGUCCGCAGGGCAGCCGCAGAGAGGGGUGCUGUGGAGCUGAAGAAGAACGAGUUCCAGGGCGAGCUGGAGAGGCAGCGAGAGCAGCUCGACAGGAUCCAAUCUAGCCACAGCUUCCAGCUGGAGAAUGUCAACAGGAUGCACCAGGACGAGAAGGCGGUUUUAGUGAGUAACAUCACCACAGGCGAAAAGCUCAUCAGAGACCUGCAAGACCAGUUGAAGGCUCUGCAAAGGAGUUACGGCAGGCUGCAGCAGGACAUCUUCCAGUUCCAGAAGAACCAGACUAGCCUGGAGAAGAAGUUCUCCUAUGACCUGAGCCAGUGUAUUAACCAGAUGAAAGAGGUGAAGGAACAGUGUGAGGAACGGAUAGAAGAAGUCACCAGGAGGAGAAAUGAAGCAGCAGUUUCCAGAGGUGUGGGUGAAAGAAACGGCCAGCCUCAGCAGGCCCUCAAGCCUCAGCCCAAGCUUUCGGAAGUAGUCCCACCAAAGGAACAGAUGCCACAAGGGAAAGAGGCUGUGCCCAGAAACAAGUCCCAGACACCAGCUCCCAGUUCAGAGGUGCGGGGUUUGAAACCACACCAGCAGAAUGAGGAAACCAACGAGAUUCAGGUUGUCAGUGAGGAGCAUGGCCUGGGACCGCCGAAGGCAUCAGUCCAAGAACAGGCCCCCAUGGAUGGCACACUUGGAGGAGCUGGGAAACCUCACAUGACACAAGGGCCAGCUGCCCUGUUGGCCAGGCCUGAGGAUUCUCAGUACCCUGACCGGGACCAGCUUGUCAUCCAAGAUGAGCAGGAGAAGCAGCAUGCAGCUGAGGAAGGGAGGAACCAGGGAGAUGAAUACAACAUGGAUGAAAAUGAAGCAGAGUCUGAGAGAGACAAGCAGGCAGUCCUUGCAGGGAACGACAGAGAUAUAAAUGUUUUUAAUGUUGAAGAUCAGAAGAGGGGCCCAAUAGAUUUACCCAAUGGGAGUGAAAAACAGAAUCUCAUCCUAAAUCAAGUAGGAGUCCGUAUUCCUCAACAGGCCUGAACAGAGAUCCUGCAAAGACUCACCAGUGACUGAGUACUCAACUGUGAAAUGUACCAAGUAAACUGUGCAUCGGCUGAUGAUUAUUGUGAGGUUUAAUCAGUACAUUUUAGCAAAGAAAAAUGGGACUGUCUCAGACAGUUUGGGGGUACUUUCAAAGUGUCUACAAAGGAUGUGUCAAAAUUGGUCAGCUUUCUUAACAGGUUAGUUCUUGAGCAAGUCAGGCAACACCAAGAAGAGAAAUGAGGGUGUCCUCCAUGGGGAGCAGAACCUCAUCAUUCUACAGUGUCUGUGGACAGAGCAGCCUGCAGGAGGGCAGCUGCCAGCCAACGACCGCCCUGCCCCCCUUCUUGUGCCGCUGCUGCCAGUUUCUGUUACUGGUGGAGAGCGGCUCAUCUCUCCUGCACACACUGAUUCCACCAUCAACAGCCUAGGGCAACACCACUAGUCAGUUUAGACAAGUCUCAAUACAACAUAGUUCUGUUAAAUUAAAAGACAGCCACUAAACCUGGAUAACUCUAGGACCCAGAAGGCUGAGGCAGGAAGACUGCUAUAGGUUCUGGGCCAGCCUGAGCUACAUAGUGAAUUCCAGGUCAGACGGAGCAAGAAAGUAAGACCCUGUCUCAAAAUGCCAAUUGUUGGGGGAGGAUUUUUUUUCUAUCUUUUUUUUUUUAAAGACUACUGGUUUAAAUAACUUUUGUUAUUGUUUUGAUAUACAGAACACUAUUAAGUUACUCAAUAUGAGCACCUAUGGUCUCUCCCUUGGUUUUCGUUAGAGUGGGCAAAGGGAAAUCUCUAGUAAGCCACUGCACCUCACCAGGAAAGGCAGUGGCUGGAUUGGGCAGCCAGAGCAGACAGGAUGCGGAGCUCUGCAAGGACAGAGGCCCCGAGGUUUGUACCUGUGUUGCUAUGAUAGCCCAGGAGAAGGGCUGGCUGCUGGGGGUACCCAGGUCACAAGCUGGGGACGGCUACAAAGGCAAGAGAGACACACCAGCUGUGUGUUUUGUUUUCCCCGUAGCCUGUGUACUGUCUGAAAACCCCACAGGUUAAUGUGGUUCACCAAUGGUAACGGCGUUAGCCUGUGCUGUGUCUGACUCAAGCCGACAGACAGUGCUGGUGAACUGGAGAGCAGCACCACUGGAGGCCACUGGAAAACUCCUGGUGCUUUCUGGGGCUGGCUGAAAGAUUCCGGUAGUGUGAGUGGCUGCCCAGGUGGCCCAGUAUUCCUGUCCUCCCAUUCUCCUUAAAAACAUACAUUUGAUCACCUGUGGCAGAUGUGGGUUGUCUCUCACUGCCCAAACCACCAGAUUUGGUGCUCAUUCCCCCAAAUCUGACACACAACCCUGCGUGUGGAUGGACACUUGUUACUCACAAGGUCCUCAGCUGCAAUGUCUUUACUACACAGUCGCUCUAUGCUCUACUCCAAGGUUCCAUGCUCAAGGGGACUUUGCAUUUUCUAGUGACAAUUUCCUGUCUUAGCUUUGGUUCUGGUUUAAAGUGUAGACAUUGCCGACAAGCCAUGCUGAUUUCCUUUCAACAAGUAAAAGAGGCGAGGAGAACACUCUGGCCUCUGGGUUCUAAAAUUCCAGGCUGCCAGUGUCUGUGUUUGACAGCUGAGCCAGACCACCUCAGUACUGACAAGGAAGUCAGCAACCUCUUUACCUCCGUCUUUGCUAGCAUUGCAAGUUCACUCAGGCAUGUUUCAAAAUAUUUCUAGGAAAUGUUCUGAUACAAGCAAGGUGUCCUGACAAGGGCUGGGGCACAGCUCCUGAGAGGAUCUGCCUAGUAUGUGUGAGGCCCUGGGCUGCACUCUCAGCACCACCGAAAGUGUUAAAUUAGAGUUAGGACACUGAACUCUCAGGAUCAUUUUUACCAUAAGGCAAAUGAACUGCCAAUGGUCUUAGGCCAACCCACAAAACCAGGUUAAACUUCUGGGUAGCUCAUUGUGCUAAAAGCACUGCCCCUACAGAGGACAAAAGGGAAGCCAUGUAGGCCUAGACAGUUGUCGUAACACACACCAGUGCAGAGGAAUGGGCAGCAAAACAAGGAUGGGCUCUGGCUGGUGGACUGAGAAGAAACCCUGCAUCUCAAUCCACUUCAAAGGUUCAACUGGAGCAAAGGCAUGUACCACGUUCAAACAGACCCAAAGCUCAGCAGUGUGCACACCUCACCUGCUGCGGCCAGCAGCAGACACUGCAGUGUGACAUGGUUCUUAAACUGCAUGACUGCAGAUCCUUACAAAUGUGUGUCACAACACAGACAAUCCUCAUGUACUUUAGAGAUCGUCUCCCUCAAAAUCCAUUUCAAAUUUCACCAGAAUCUAAAUGCUUAAUAAACUCAUGUUUUGAAACUUC